Formica exsecta is the source of this 2973-nucleotide messenger RNA. RefSeq lists its product as uncharacterized. Lineage: Eukaryota; Metazoa; Arthropoda; Insecta; Hymenoptera; Formicidae. The record is from RefSeq and is a predicted model, not a curated record. The transcript has 4 exons. Bases 1365 to 1856 code for a protein of 163 amino acids.
AGUGUUUUGAAAACGUCUGGACAAGGGCUACAAGAAUAUGCAAUAAAAAAUAGGGGGUUCCAUUUAAGAAAACAUCGAUCACAUUGACCUGGCCUUAAAAAGGUCACUUAAGGUUAAGUCCAUAUUUUCAUCAUGUGGCCCCCUUCAAACCAUGCAACUUUUGUCUGAAACAUUUUUUCAUCCGAUCACUUCCCUAGUUUUUAAAUGGGUGAUACGGGCGCUCUGUUACACCCUGUAUAAUCGAUGCAACAGGAGAGAAGAGGAAAGUGAUAACUGCGUAUCUCGAUCGUGUACGACUAAGAGUAUGUAUUACAAGAGUAUGUUUCGUUAUACUUAAUAUACAGGGUGUCUGACUGUUCCCGCAAGUCUGCUUAUAUGCAGAUUGUAAAUUAAGUCAAACUAAACAUAAAAGUCUUCUACCAUGCAAAUAACCACGUAAAAUUUUAAAUUAUUAAAUAAGAAAGAUUGGUAAGUAAUCGUGCGCGAUCAUUCACUAAUAAUAUUUUUUAUUUAAUCAAUAAUUCAAAAUCGUACAUGAUUACUAACAAAAUGGUAGAAGAUGUUCGUUUAGUUUGACUUAAUCCACCUGCACACGAGCAGAACGUGCAGAAACAGUCAGACACCUUGUAUACAAUAAUUAUGCAAUACAAUAAUUAUUUUCUUGUUUUACUUAUUUUAUUUAAAAUCUAAUUUAAAUAUCUUUGCAUCCUUCAUUUUACUGAAACUGUACAUAUUUGUAUAUAGAGUUAAAAUGUUUGAUAUGUAUUUAUUAAUAGCUACAAAUCUUUUAAGAUAUUACUAAACAUUAACAAUUCCUACAGAUUAACAAUUGUCUCAUUUUUGUACAGAAGCUUUUGCAAGAUACACAUAAAAGUAAAAUAAUAUUUUUGGUUUUUUAAAUGCUAUAGGCAAAAUGUUCAAAAAAUAAUAUUUUUUUCAGAGAAAGCAAUCAGUACAAAUAAAGUUGUUUCUGCUAUUCCACCGUAUCUAGACAACUUAACAUUCAAUGAUAUAUGUAAUAUAAUGAAGGCGUACAAAAACUAUAACAGCAAUUAAUUGCGUUCAUGUAUUUUACUCUUGUAGAGGUGAAAGUGCUAGUUUAAUGGCAAGUCAGUAUCUCCAUCUUUAAUAUCAUUUUCCUGCUAAUGGGUAAGAGCAAUAAAUUCGCGCUUAGAGCAAUAAAUUAGCAACAUAUUAGCACUUAAUUAUAUAUCAUAGCCGAACCCGAUUUUUCGUGGUGGAGGUGCUAAGUUAAUAGGGGUAAUACGUACGUGAGGACAAAUAUGUAUGCAAGCAACAUCUAAUUUAAUGUUACAAAACAUUAAACAACGGAUAAGCCGAAUCGAAGAUGUGGAGUAGCUGUUAUGAGAAGUCGCGCUCCUGUUUUAAUAAAGAUGAGUAGCGAUAGAAAUUAUCUUAUCGCAGGAAUUUUAUCGUUACACACGAUUGAAAACAUACGAGACUUCGAUUCUUUAUCGCACGACACUGAUGAAGCAGUUACGCAAUUUAUAAAGUUUCUGUUAAAGAUUGGAGGGAAUAAUCCCCAAGAUAAUGUUCAUCGCAUUCUAUCCAAAAUAUUUACAAACAAAUGCGCGAUGAAUUGCUCCUGGAAAGGCAUUCGCAACAAUUUUAAAGUCUCCGACUUACAUUUUAUUAAAAUUAUGAGAAGAGAAAAAAAGCAGAGAGAAGAGAUAGAAAAACAUGUCGAACAAAAUAAUGAACAAAUUAGUGAAAAAAGUAAUUAUAAUUUGUUACUUUGUCAUUUUCAGUUUUUGUCAUUUCGUUAUGAAGAACAGAAAUAUACGUUUUCUCAGAUUUUAUUCUGUUUUCAUUUGUUGUCUAUAAAAAAUCUAUAAAAAUAGUGUACAUGUUAGUUCAUAAAAAAAAAUAGGGAAUGUAUAUACAGAGUAUCCCACUAAAAGUGGCCACCCCCUUUUAUCUUUUAAACUAAAAGAGAUAGACCGUAACAAAUAUAUAUCAAAUUAAAUGGUUCAAACUGAACUCUAUUGUGAGCAUAGUGGUUGCUUUCAAAAACUAUCUGUGUUAAAGAACGGAGAGGUAUGCAUAAUUUUUUUUAUAAUAAUAUGAAUUUUUCGACAUGAAAAAAAUUGUAGUGCUGUUUAAAACGAAUACAACCAUUUAAUUUGAUAUAUAUAUUUGUUAUGGUCUAUCUCUUUUUGUUUAAAAGAUAAAAGGGAAUGGUCACUUUUGGUGGGAUACCUUGUAUAUUAUGUCAAUAGUUGUUUUUGUUAUUCUGCAAGUUUCGCGGCUUUGUUUAUUUCAAUGAGUCUUUGACUAUUGCUGUUUUCACUUCUUUCAUUGAUUGCUUCUUCCUUUUUUAGCAGCCUUUUUAAAUAAAAAAUCUAUUAAAAUAUAAUAUCAUUGUAACAAAAAAAUUAAUAUACACUUUGCAAAUACUUCAAAUAAAUAUUAAUAUAAAAAGCAAUGGCUUAGUUUACACCGAUAUUUUAAAACGCGUAUUAAGUACUAUAUAGGCGAAUCGCAGAACCAUUUCUCUAAAGAAUAGUUAUUUAAAUUUUUUUAAAUAACAUCUUCAUUUUCCAUCAUUCAGAAGAGAAGAGUUGUCUUCUUGACAUUUAAUUAUUGUACAGAUUUUUAUUAGAACACAAAAUUUUAGUUUUAAAGCACAAAAUAAAACUUUUGUUUGCUUAAAUAACGAAAUCGACAUAGCUAAAUAUACUUUUGUUAUGCAACACACACAUACACACACUUGAGCCUGUAUUACAUUGCGCAUUGAAGAUCGACAUUGCAUUUGAUCAAUUGGAAUUAAUUAAUUAAGGAUGUUCUGGAGGUACCGGUCCAGUCAAAAGUUAUGGAAAUAUUAAAAACACCGGUAUUAAUCCUCCAGAGAUCCUAAGAAAAAAAAUGUAUAUAAAUAAUUACGGCAAGUCUAAUAGAAUGUAAAAAACGUAAAAAAAAUUAAUAAAAAUUUUAGGAGUGAAUUUGCCUUGA